Messenger RNA from Saccharomyces mikatae IFO 1815, 1632 nucleotides. It is a transcript of the gene PCS60, whose product is annotated as Pcs60p. The record is from RefSeq and is a predicted model, not a curated record. NCBI's taxonomy places the organism in Eukaryota, Fungi, Ascomycota, Saccharomycetes, Saccharomycetales, Saccharomycetaceae. Gene Ontology annotation, biological process: fatty acid metabolic process. Gene Ontology annotation, molecular function: medium-chain fatty acid-CoA ligase activity. The transcript has a single exon. The coding region runs from base 1 to 1632 and encodes 543 amino acids.
AUGUCAAGUACCGCUACUGUUACUGCUUCGUUCAAUGAUACUUUUAAAGUAUCCGAUAACGUCGCUGUCAUUGUUCCUGAAACGGCAACCCAAGUGACUUAUAGGGAUCUAUCUCAUAUGGUAGGACAUUUCCAGACUAUGUUCACCAACUCUUCCUCUCCACUAUACGGGACAAUUUUUAGGCAAGAUACAGUGGCAAUAUCCAUGCGCAACGGGCUCGAAUUUAUUGUCGCUUUCCUUGGUGCUACUAUGGACGCUAAAAUUGGCGCACCCUUGAAUUCCAAUUAUAAAGAAAAAGAGUUCAAUUUUUACUUAAAUGACUUGAAAUCUAAGGCUAUUUGCGUUCCAAAGGGCACUACAAAAUUACAGAGCUCUGAGAUUUUAAAAUCUGCCGCUAAGUUUGGAUGUUUCAUUGUGGAGUUGGCCUUUGAUGCUACCAGGUUCAGGGUAGAGUACGAUAUAUACUCGCCAGAUGACAACUACAAGAGGGUGAUUUACCGGUCUUUGGAUAACGCUAAAUUCGUCAAUACGAAUCCUGUCAAGUUUCCUGGGUUUGCCCGUUCCAGUGACGUUGCCCUUAUUCUGCACACUAGCGGGACUACUUCCACUCCAAAAACAGUGCCUUUGCUACAUUUAAACAUUGUGAGGAGUACGUUGAAUAUUUCUAACACUUAUAAACUAACUCCUUUGGACAGAUCAUAUGUUGUGAUGCCUCUUUUCCACGUCCAUGGGCUAAUCGGUGUUUUGCUUUCUACUUUUAGAACUCAAGGUUCUGUUGUCGUGCCAGAUGGGUUCCAUCCGAAGUUGUUUUGGGACCAAUUUGUUAAAUACAAUUGUAAUUGGUUUAGUUGCGUCCCCACGAUAAGCAUGAUCAUGCUGAACAUGCCCAAACCGCAACCCUUCCCACAUAUUAGAUUCAUCAGAUCCUGUUCCUCCGCGUUGGCGCCCACGACGUUCCAUAAGCUGGAGAAGGAAUUCAACACGCCUGUCUUAGAGGCCUAUGCAAUGACUGAGGCAUCACAUCAAAUGACUUCAAACAAUUUGCCGCCAGGAAAGAGAAAGCCCGGUACCGUGGGUCAGCCACAAGGGGUUACUGUCGUCAUUUUAGAUGAUAACGAUAAUGUCUUACCCCCAGGUAAAGUCGGAGAAGUUUCCAUCAGAGGUGAAAACGUUACUCUGGGAUACGCUAAUAAUCCAAAAGCCAACAAAGAGAACUUCACCAAGAGGGAGAACUAUUUCAGAACUGGUGAUCAGGGUUAUUUUGAUCCAGAGGGGUUCCUGGUCCUUACGGGUAGAAUUAAAGAGCUUAUUAAUAGGGGUGGUGAAAAAAUCUCGCCAAUCGAGCUCGAUGGUAUUAUGCUAUCACAUCCCAAAAUUGACGAAGCCGUUGCAUUUGGUGUACCCGAUGAAAUGUAUGGUCAGGUGGUUCAAGCUGCGGUCGUAUUGAAAAAAGGUGAGAAAAUGACGUACGAAGAACUAGUAGACUUCUUAAAGAAACAUCUUGCCUCUUUCAAAAUUCCCACUAAGGUGUACUUCGUUGAUAAGCUACCUAAGACUGCCACUGGUAAGAUUCAGAGAAGAGUCAUCGCAGAAACCUUUGCUAAGAGCAGCAAAAACAAGAGUAAGUUAUAG